GGGGAACAGGAUGUGGGCCCACCCCGACAAACUCCUCGCCACAGCCCGAAAACGGCCCACCGCACAACUCCGGAACUUAACAGAUAAGACAAAUUAUUACAAAGUUGCUGUUACAUUACUGAUGAGAAGCAGUAGAGGGAGAAGAUGGCUGUAAACAUCCCGGGGGUAAUCGCUGUAGCUGUGUUUUACAUGAUCAUUCUGGCAACUGGAAUAUGGGCAUCUCGAAGGUCCAGGCAAGAGGAGAAGAGAACCGCUGGGACUGGAACAGAAGUCACCCUGAUCGCUGGUCGAAAAAUAAAUAUCACUGUGGGAAUUUUCACAAUGACGGCUACAUGGGUUGGAGGAGCCUACAUCAUGGUAACAUCUGCAGCUACCUACGACCCUACAAAGGGCUUGAUCUGGGCAACGAUGCCCCUGGACUAUAUCUUAAAUUUUUUAUUAGCUGGUCUUUUCUUUGCUAAACCACUGAGGGAAAAGGAGUACGUCACAAUGAUGGACCCGUUUCAGCUGAAGUACGGGGACACUGUGAGCUGUGCUCUCCUGAUUCCUACCCUGAUCAGUGAUCUACUCUGGAUAGCUUGUGCCAUGGCGAGUUUAGGAGGAACCUUAAGCGUGAUUCUGGAUAUAUCCUCUUUCUACUCCAUAUGCGUCUCGGCCGCUGUGGGCAUAAUCUACACACUUCUCGGGGGAAUGUUCUCCGUGGCCUAUACUGACAUCAUACAGCUGCUGUUCAUUGCUGUUAGUAUGUGGCUGUGUGUUCCAUUCAUGAUGCUGAAUCCAGCAUCCACUGACAUCACGCUUACAGCAUUCAAUGGCACAUUCCAAGCUCCUUGGGUGGGAAUGUUGGAGCCAGGGGAUGUGGGGUUGUGGAUAGAUGAAUUCCUGGUUUUGAGUCUUGGGGGUCUGGCCUAUCAGGCCAUGCACCAGAGAAUCCUGUCAGCAUCGUCGGUCAGAGAUGCCCAGGUCAUGUGUUUCUCUGCAGCUGCUAUUUCCAGCAUCAUGGGCAUUCCUUCAAUACUCGCUGGGGCAGUGGCUGCAUCAACAAACUGGAACAUGACCAGCUACGGUUCUCCCUCUCCCUAUGAGCGCGGAGAAGCCGGUAAAAUCCUCCCGAUCGCUCUGCAGCACCUCACGCCCAACUACAUCUCCAUCUUGGGCACCGGGGCUGUAGCAGCGGCUGUGAUGUCAUCCAUGGACUCCUGUCUCCUGGCCUCAGCCUCCUUAUUUACCCAAAACAUCUACAAAGCAUUGAUUAGAAAGCAGGCCUCCGACCGAGAGCUGCAGUGGGUGAUCAAGGGCUCGGUGACCGUGGUGGGGCUGGCGGGAAUGGGACUGUCCUUCCUGAAGGACAGCGUCCUGCCGUUCUACGUCCUCAGCAGCGACGUGCUGUACACCGUGAUUCUGCCCCAGCUCGUGUGCGUCCUCCACCUGCCCGUCGCCAACGUGUACGGCGCCGUGGGCGGCUACGUCUCGGGCGUGGCCCUGAGGCUGCUGAGCGGGGAGCCCUUACUCCGCCUGCCCCCCGUCAUCCACUUCCCCGGCUGCAGGCUCGUCGACGGCGUGUACGUCCAGCACUUCCCUCACCGGAGCCUGGCCAUGCUGCUGUCGCUGUGCAGCACCGCCCUGAUCUCCUACGCCACGGCCGAGCUGCUCCGCCGAGGCGUGCUGCCGAGGAGCUGGGAUCUCCGGCCGGCUCGGACAGACGCGCCUCGUGUGGGAUGUGCUAACGUGACCGGUAACGCUGAUAACAAACAGCCUGCGACUUCAGAUCAACUCCUGGACACAAGCUGCUAGGGCGGUUGUUUUUUAGUUUUUUUUCCAAAUGUGCUUCAUGAUUCUCAUGAUGCUAUUCAGUGCAAAAACAUAAUACAUGUUUUUUUUCUGACAGUUUCUCCCUCACCAUUGACAACUCCACAGUCUCCCCUUCCCCUCAGGUUAAGAGUCUGGGUGUCAUCCUUGACGGCACAUUAUCCUUUGAAAAACACAUCAAUAAUGUUACUCGGUCUGCAUACUUCCACUUACGCAAUAUUAAUCGUCUUCGCCCGUCACUUACACCUACCAGCACUGCCAUUCUUGUCCACGCCCUGGUUACAUCCCGUAUUGAUUAUUGCAACUCCAUCCUCUUUGGUCUUUCACGCAAGUGUCUCCACGAAGUUCAACUGGUCCAGAACUCAGCUGCCCGUAUCAUCACCAGAACUCCUUCCAUUGAUCACAUCACUCCAGUUCUCCAGCAACUUCAUUGGCUCCCAGUUAGAUCCCGUAUUGAUUUUAAGAUCUUGCUGCUCACAUUCAAAGCCCUUCAUAACAUGGCACCUUCAUAUCUCUCUGAACUCCUCCAUAGCCACAUUCCCUCACGUACUCUCAGAUCCUCCUCUGCCUCCUUACUUGCCACACCAUCUGCCCCCCGCCUGACCACCAUGGGAUCUAGAGCCUUUAGUCGUUCUGCCCCCCGCCUCUGGAACUCUCUGCCACAAGACAUUCGCAACAUUGACACUCUCCUCACUUUUAAAUCUAGACUCAAGACACACCUUUUCACACUGGCAUAUUUAACCUGACCCUGAUUGAUGAGUUUUAUGUUUUAUGUUGAUAAUUUUAUAUGUCUUGUUGUAUAUAACAU
Messenger RNA from Conger conger (European conger), 2617 nucleotides. RefSeq names its product high-affinity choline transporter 1-like. Lineage: Eukaryota; Metazoa; Chordata; Actinopteri; Anguilliformes; Congridae. The record is from RefSeq and is a predicted model, not a curated record. Gene Ontology annotation, molecular function: choline:sodium symporter activity. Gene Ontology annotation, cellular component: plasma membrane. Gene Ontology annotation, biological process: transmembrane transport; choline transport; acetylcholine biosynthetic process. The transcript has 9 exons. The coding region runs from base 145 to 1794 and encodes 549 amino acids.